AGAAAAAAAUACCCACCAACAAUAUAGCCAUGUCGUCCUCCGGUACACAGAGCCCAAUUUCGAACUCCGGCGAUAAAAACACGGAUGAAGAAGCUGUUUACUCCUCCGCGGUACACAACCUUAUCACUGUUAUCAACGGCGGAGCCAUCGGUUUGCUGCAGAUCAAAGAGAAUUCCUCAGCUUCAAUCAAUGCUGCAGAUCGUCAAGCCACUAUCAUCUCUUUCUGCGUCUUUAUUCUGAUCUACGCCGUCCUCCGAGUCACUGAAGUAAAGCUCAAAAGAAACCAAGCUACGAUCCAUCACUUCGUUGGACACAUCAGCCAUCUCUUUGGUGCUCUUGCAGCUCUCAUGCUCAUCUCCAUUGUUUCUCCCAUCUUCACUCUCAUCGUUGCCCCUCUAUGGCUUGUUUGGUUCUUGGUUGUUAUGUAUUUCUUUUUAGUAGAGGUCAUUUGCAUGGUGAAGAUUAAGCACCCAGACCCAGGGGACGCAAAUCCGACGUACCAGAUCUCUCAAGUAUAGUAGUUUACACUAGUAGCUUGAGAUUCCGAUCAUCAUGUUAUGUUGCUUUCUUAGAACUGAGCUUUCCGUGAAUUAUCAAUCCGGGAUUCUCAUUCUGUGUUAUUAUGAAUUUUAUUUGAAACUGGAUUAUACGUCAAUUAAAUAUAAUCCCUGUCUGGGU
Molecule: messenger RNA, 678 nt
Organism: Arabidopsis arenosa
Lineage: Eukaryota; Viridiplantae; Streptophyta; Magnoliopsida; Brassicales; Brassicaceae
Source: the annotation of a GenBank genome assembly